This is a messenger RNA of Daphnia magna, 701 nucleotides long. RefSeq names its product cuticle protein 19-like. NCBI's taxonomy places the organism in Eukaryota, Metazoa, Arthropoda, Branchiopoda, Diplostraca, Daphniidae. The transcript has 3 exons. Gene Ontology annotation, cellular component: extracellular matrix. The record is from RefSeq and is a predicted model, not a curated record. The coding region runs from base 156 to 584 and encodes 142 amino acids.
UUUGUUCACCGACACGAACUCCAUUCACUUAUGGGCAUGCCAUCCUCCGCCCAUUUUUGCGGGAUCGUCGGAAAUGUUCGGAUAUAUAAGGGCGUAAACGGUUCGAUUGAGGUAUCAGUUAUUCAGCUGUUUUCAUCCUAACAACAACUCUCAACAUGAAGUUCCUCAUCCUGGCCGUCUGCGUUGCUGUUGCCUCAGCCAACACUGCUUACCCGUCUCCGGCUUAUCCAGCCCCAGCCUACCCGUCUCCAGCUUACAAACCGGAAUCUUACCCUCCCCAGCCUUACAGCUUUGCUUGGGGAGUGAAUGAUGCUCAAUCCUACAACAACUACGCCCAUUCUGAGAGCAGCGAUGGCAAAGUGACCACUGGAUCAUACCGCGUCGCACUGCCCGAUGGCCGCACUCAGAUCGUUAACUACAAAGCUGACAGUUACGGAUACGUCGCUGACGUCAAAUACGAGGGACAGGCCAAAUACCCUGAAUACAAACCAGCUGCUGCUUAUCCUGCCCCAGCUUACAAAGCUCCAGCAUAUCCUGCUCCGGCUUACCCUGCUCCUGCCUACAAAGCCCCAGCUAAAUACUGAAAGACUAACUAAAUUUCAAUUCGAUUUUCGAAAAGACAUAUUAUUUUUUAUUCCCGUAUAUUUGUAAAUGACGUAUGUGUUGUUUGUGUGAACGAAAUAAAAUGUGUACAAGAUUUA